This is a messenger RNA of Anoplophora glabripennis (Asian longhorned beetle), 1315 nucleotides long. RefSeq lists its product as uncharacterized. The record is from RefSeq and is a predicted model, not a curated record. Gene Ontology annotation, molecular function: nucleic acid binding. The transcript is spliced from 4 exons. The coding region runs from base 224 to 1063 and encodes 279 amino acids. Lineage: Eukaryota; Metazoa; Arthropoda; Insecta; Coleoptera; Cerambycidae.
UUUCUUAUUGGUUAAUUUCGAGCCCACUUUACACUGCUAAUAAAUUUUACAUUUUGACAUUUGUUGUCAUUUUGCCUCUUAGUUAUCAUCAGUUCGUUGUCAUUGUGUUUUUACCUGCUUUUCUUUCUAUUUAUUAUCCCAGUUACGUAUAAAUCAGUUCUUAUCAGAACUAAACAACUUAUUAUAUUGUUUAUCAUCCGUUUUUUCCAAUUUUCCAUUGGAUAUGGAUGAUGCUGUGCCGACCACGAGUAAGGCAGGCGCGGGAAUUACAUCGCCGUCGCCCCCAAGGAAACGAAAACAACUCAGUUUGGGGCAUUUGUCUCUGGCAGAAAAGCAAGCAAUAUUGAAUUUGUACAAGAAAAGCCUAGAUGAUGAACCUACUCUUAAAACUGUCCAACUUGUAUCCAAAAUAGCGAUGACAUUAGGUGUUGCAAAAUCAACAGUAUAUCGAGCCAUAAAACAGUAUAAAUCUACUGGAAGGGUGUCUACUUCCAAACACUGUGGUGGAAGACCUGGGAUUGUUACAUGUUUGGAUGAAGCAAUGAAGAAUUCCAUAAGGCGUAUAGUACACAGCUUUUUCUUUAAAAAUGAGAUCCCCACUUUGGACAAAAUAUUAACCGAAAUAAAAAGUCGUCAGGAUUUGCCACAGAUGUCCCGUUCAUCAUUAUACAAAUUUAUGAAACAAAUUAAUUUCAAAUACUUAAAACGAAGUCGUAAAAGUGUGUUGAUAGAACGUGAUGAUAUAGUGAGAUGGAGACUUGACUACUUGAUAUCAAUUAAAAAGUUUAGAUCUGAAGGUAGACCUAUUUAUUAUUUAGAUGAAACAUGGUUAAAUGAAGGUCAUACAAAAGAAAGGGACGUAAGGGAACUACUAAUAGAGGCUCUUAAUAAUGUUACAAAUAUGAACUGGAAAAAAUGUGUAGAACAUGUGAUUAAGGAGGAAGAAAAAAUGGGAACACUUGACGGAAUUAUGGACGAUCUCAUUGAACCUUUAAUUAUAUCAAUUAAUAAUAGCGAGAGCGAUAUGGAUACUGACUCGUCGAAUAAUUCAGAAAAUUGUUAAAGACAUGAUUUGUCCCUAAUUUUUACCAAUAAUAUUAUAAAUUAUAAAAACUUAUUUUGUUACUUUGAACACCUGCAGAUGAUAUAUUACGAACGUAGUUCAGUUAUCAGUUAUUUGGCAAUUAUCCGGUAACUUAAUAAACGUAGUUCGUAGAAAUGCAACAAUUCAAAGUAACAAAAACACCAUUAUAUAAUUACUCCAAUGCUAGAUGUAAAAAUGUGAAUCAAUAAAAUUGUUUUUAAAAAGUGAAAA